Molecule: messenger RNA, 2232 nt
Organism: Acinonyx jubatus (cheetah)
Lineage: Eukaryota; Metazoa; Chordata; Mammalia; Carnivora; Felidae
Gene: NKD2
Product: NKD inhibitor of WNT signaling pathway 2
Exons: 9
Coding region: 55-1422 (455 amino acids)
Biological process (GO): negative regulation of Wnt signaling pathway
Cellular component (GO): cytoplasm
Source: RefSeq, a predicted model, not a curated record
ACGCGCCCCCCCGCGGACGCCCGCCCCGCCCCUGAGCGCGGGGCCCCGGGCGGCAUGGGGAAGUGUCAGUCCAAGCGCGGCGAGCGAGGCCACUCACCGGCUCCCCGCGGCCCCCCGCGCCCCGGCCGCGCCGCAGCGCCCCAGAGAGAGAGCCCCGAAGGGGACAGCUUCGCGGUGUCCGCGUACGCGAGUGGCCACAAAGGCGCGGAGGAGGCAGAGCGGCGCGUCGGCGGCAAGCAGGAGCUGCUCAGCGGGGACCUGCAGGAGGGACCUUUCUGGGAGGACCAGUGUCCCCUAGAGGUGGCAGUCACCCCUGAGAAAGCCGAGGGCCGAGGCAGCACAGGACAGCUCUUUGGCGUGCUUGAUGGAGAGAAAGCAGCAAGCCGCGAGGGCCCACGAGGGCUGGGCAAGAGGCACCUGAACAUCGAUGCGCUCCAGUGUGACGUCUCAGUGAAGGAGGACAACCAUCAGGAGUGGACGUUCACAUUCUAUGGUUUCGACAACAAUGGCAUAGCCACCAGGGAGGACGUGUCCAGCCUGAUGCACACCAUCUGUGAGGCCGUCGACGCCUCCGUCAGCCACUCCUCUGGCAGCAGCAGGACCCUCCGUGUGAAACUGACCGUCAGCCCCGAGUCCUCCAGCAGGAGAAAGGAGAGUCCUCCCCCAGGCCAAGACCGGGAGCCCACUCACUGCAGGACGGAGGGCGAGCUCAGCGAGGACCCCCGGAGGGCCGACAAGAGGCUGUCGGCACAUGUCAGGAAGCCGGGCGCCGACCCCCACCCCUGCUGUGCACGGAGCCCGUGCCGCAUGGACGAGAACACGGAGCGGAGGAACCACUACCUGGACCUGGCCGGAAUCGAGAACUACACGUCUAAGUUCGGGCCUGGGUCCCCGCCGGCACCAGCCAAGCAGGAGCAUCAGGGCAAGGCCGUGCACCCCCAGAGCAGGUCCCACUCGCAGGAGGCGGACGCACACGAUGCGCACCACCGCAGGUCUCAGCCGCUGGCCGACCAGCCCCCGCCGGCUGCAGACCCCGCCAGGGCCCUGGACGCGCAGCCCCUCCUGAAGGGGCAGGACAAGCAGCCUCUGAGGUCCCCCAAGGGCUCAGGGAGGCCACCUGGGGCGCCCGGCGGAGGCAAGCCCGGGAGAGCCUUCGGCUCCCACCUGCCGGCGGCCCCGGCCCCCGCCCCCCAGGACGGCCAGCACCCCCCCCAGCCCCCACCGCAGCCCUACGGCCACAAGCGCUACCGGCAGAGGGGCAGGGAGGGCCACUCGCCCCCCAAGGCGGUGCUGGAGCACGAGGGGGUGCGGGGCCCGCCGCCCCCGCUGGUGGGGGAGGGCUGUGCGGUGCCCGCGGUCCAGCGCCACGAGCACCACCACCACCACGAGCACCACCACCACCACCACCACCACCCAUCCUAGUGCCAACCGCGCACCGGCCCCGGCAUGGGCUCCGCGGAGGUGGCGCCGAUGGACCUGGUGGGGAGGGCCUCCUUGGCCCCCCGCCUCCCCGCACCGUGCUGCCCACAGAGGCCGUGUCCACACGAACACGUGGGACGCCACUGGCGUCUCAGCUUUGAAGCUACUCCGCGUGCCCCGUAGACACCCUCCGCGGGUGGAGAAACAUAGCCGGUAUCUGCUCUUGUUUGUGAUUCCAGACGAGGCCCCUGUGGUGCUGGAGGGGCUCCGCUCGGACGCCACACGUCCGGUGUGGGCUCCCUGUUACGUGGCCCUUCCUGUAAUCUGUUCACGAGGAAGUCCAAAGGGGGCAGCGGCAGGGGGGUGGCCGCGCAGGACGGGGCGUCGUCAGGAAACGCGGCGGCGGGGCAGGGAGGCCAGGCAGGGCCGAGGGGCUGCAGGAGGGGCCUCCGGCAUCUCCGCGGACACAGACGUGGACGGCAGGCCGGCCCCUCGUGCUUGGUGGACGCAGACCCGAAGCGGCGUGGCGGCAGACCCGGCCUCCGCCAAGUCCCCCUGUGGGAAGGCAUGAUCCCCAUUCCCUCUGGGCGUCAGAAGGGCUGUGGGCCAGCAGGAAGUCUCACCCCGCCCCAGCGCUCCCACGGAGGCAGGAAGUUACUGCUCUUUUGUUCUGGAGAGGCACGCCGACUCCCCGGCAGCUUGCGUGUCUGUGUGGGUGGCUUUCACUGGCCUUCGUGGCACCGCUGUUGAGGGUGAAGCGUCAGCGGUCGACGCGUGAGGUCCCCCCUCAGGCACAAUGAAAGCGUGUGCAUU